AUGGAUUACAUGGCUCAUGGUACUGCGAAAAUGGGAAUCAGUUCCUCAUGAGCCUGAAUUAGUAAAGUUGUAUUUCCAAGAUAAGUUGGAAUAUUGCUUCGCUUCAAGCAAUAAACUCAAAAUCGCGAUUGUGGCUUAGACGGGUCAUGUGGACCGAUCACCUGAAAUGCGCAGAAGAUACCGGAGAUAUGGUCAGUAUUGAGAAAAGAUCGGCCGGACGACUAUCGCAUGGUGUAGAUCUCACUAUAGCUAUUUAAGUGGUAUGGAAAAAAAAUUAUGGCAUUCAGUUCUCUAAUGGAGGCCGUAAGAAAAACCUUAAGAUUUUUAGUUUCUCUAUUUUUCGCUAGCGAAAUAGAGCAAUCAGAGCCUGAUGUGACGUGCACUAUCUGCUUUGAUGAUAUUAAGCAAGCACAAGCAUAUACGAAGUUCGCAUGUGGGCAUGCUUUCCACUUCGAAUGUUGGAUAAAAUACAUAAUUAAUGGAAUUAUGUAUACAAAAGACAUUUUUUUACGUAGGAUGAUCUGUCCUAAUUGUCGAGGAGUCGUACAUGAACCACAGUCUAGCGAACUUAUUGGACCUGGUCGUUACCUCGGAGGUAACACCCUUUCGAAUAGAGACGAAAACCUGCAUCCUGGCAGAGGGCAGUAUAAUGUUGUCGUUCCUCAACUAGAAACCUUCCCGAAUAUCCCUGGAUCGUUUCAUACAUUCAAUACAGCACCAAACAACAACAUUAGGCGAAUAAGUCUGUCACGACCUAUUCAUUUUAACUGAUGUGACAUACUCAGAAGCGACCCAAACUGCCCGCAGAUAGUGACAAUAGCACCGAAGAAGCCAGUCUUGCUUCGGAGUUGCGAGAAUAUUCAGAGGCUCUAAAAUAUUUAUGUCAUCAUAAGCAUUUUCAAUUUUAUACUAUAUGUCAUUGUUUUCCAAUAAGCUGGCCAGCUAUUUUUGUAAGAGUCAAAUAAUAAAGAUUAUUUUUGCGAAGCGCUUCGGUGUUACCUUUGGUAACCCAUAUUUUUAAAUCUGUUUCGUUAUUUCAUACUGUAUGCGGAUAUAUCUCUAUAAACUGCUUAUGCGGUGUGAUAAUGAAUACCCCUUCGGAUACAUCUAUAUUUGGUAAUUAAUAUUUUCACAUGGUGAGUUUUUGAUAGUCGCUCCCAUGUUUCAAAUUUGUGAUCU
Molecule: messenger RNA, 1179 nt
Organism: Rhizophagus irregularis DAOM 181602=DAOM 197198
Lineage: Eukaryota; Fungi; Glomeromycota; Glomeromycetes; Glomerales; Glomeraceae
Source: RefSeq, a predicted model, not a curated record